Molecule: messenger RNA, 915 nt
Organism: Callorhinchus milii (elephant shark)
Lineage: Eukaryota; Metazoa; Chordata; Chondrichthyes; Chimaeriformes; Callorhinchidae
Product: vegetative cell wall protein gp1-like
Source: RefSeq, a predicted model, not a curated record
CCACCCCAGCCCCACCCCCCAGCCCCACCCCCCAGCCCCACCCCCAGCCCCCCCCCAGCCCCAGCCCCUCCCCACCCCACCCCCCAACCCCAGCCCCUCCCCCCCAGCCCCCCCCCAGCCCCCCCCCCACCCCACCCCCCCAGCCCCCCAGCCCCAGCCCCUCCCCCCCAGCCCCUCCCCCCCACCCCAGCCCCUCCCCCACCCCCAGCCCCUCCCCACCCCCAGCCCCUCCCCCACCCCCAGCCCCUCCCCCCAGCCCCUCCCCCCACCCCAGCCCCUCCCCCCACCCCCAGCCCUCCCCCACCCCAGCCCCUCCCCCAGCCCUUCCCCCCAGCCCCAGCCCCUCCCCCCAGCCCCAGCCCCUCCCCCCCAGCCCCAGUCCCCUCCCCCCACCCCAGCCCCUCCCCCCCAGACCCUCCCCCAGCCCCUCCCCCCAGCCCCUCCCCACCCCCAGCCCCUCCCCACCCCCCAACCCCUCCCCCCCCCCCCCACCCCCAGCCCCCCAGCCCCAGCCCCUCCCCCCAGCUCCAGCCCCUCCCCCCCAGCCCCCCACCCCUCUCCCCAGCCCCUCCCCCCACCCCAGCCCCCUCCACCCCCUCCCCCCCAGCCCAGCCCCCUCCCCCAGCCCCUCCCCCCCCCCAGCCCCCACCCCUCCCCCCAGCCCCCCCCCCACCCCAGCCCCCCUCCACCCCCCCCCCCAGCCCCAGCCCCUCCCCCCCAGCCCCUCCCCCACCCCCAGCCCCCCACCCCUCCCCCCAGCCCCUCCCCCCCCCCAGCCCCCUCCACCCCCUCCCCCCCAGCCCCAGCCCCAGCCCCUCUCCCCCAGCCCCUCCCCCACCCCAGCCCCCCACCCCUCUCCCCAGCCCCUCCCCCCACCCACCCCCAGCGCCCCCCCAGCCCCAGCCCCUCCCCCCA